Messenger RNA from Coccinella septempunctata (seven-spotted ladybird), 1115 nucleotides. It is a transcript of the gene colt, whose product is annotated as congested-like trachea protein. NCBI's taxonomy places the organism in Eukaryota, Metazoa, Arthropoda, Insecta, Coleoptera, Coccinellidae. Gene Ontology annotation, cellular component: mitochondrial envelope. Gene Ontology annotation, biological process: carnitine transmembrane transport; mitochondrial transport. The transcript is spliced from 4 exons. The record is from RefSeq and is a predicted model, not a curated record. Gene Ontology annotation, molecular function: O-acyl-L-carnitine transmembrane transporter activity. The coding region runs from base 102 to 1031 and encodes 309 amino acids.
AUUUUGAACUUUGUCACUUAACAGAAUUAGGUUAGGUCUGACUUACAUUAGUCUUCAAAUCAAUUAAUUAAUUAAUAAACGAAAAUUUCAAUUUAAUCGAAAUGGUUGAUAGUGCUAUAGAAUAUUUUGUCUGUGGGGGCUUUGGAGGAAUAUGUACAGUUAUCGUGGGUCACCCCUUGGACACAGUCAAGGUCCGGUUACAGACUAUGCCAGUUCCGAAACCUGGAGAACAAGCAUUGUAUAAAGGCACAUUCGAUUGUUUCAGCAAGACAAUACGUAAUGAAGGUUUCAAAGGUUUAUAUAAAGGAAUGGGAGCCCCUCUGGCUGGAGUUGCUCCAAUUUUUGCCAUAUCAUUUAUGGGCUAUGGUGUUGGUAAAAAAAUAUUUGGCCCGUCUGAUGACUCCAAUGAAAGAUUUACCUACACACAAUAUUUCACUGCUGGUGCUUUCUCAGGCAUUUUUACAACUUUGAUUAUGGCACCUGGUGAACGUAUUAAAUGUUUAUUACAAAUUCAGCAAGGUGCUAAUACACCUAAGGUGUAUGAUGGUCCAGUUGAUGUAGUUAAAAAGCUUUAUAAGCAAGGAGGAUUAAAAAGUAUUUAUCGUGGGUCAGCUGCCACACUUCUUAGAGAUGUUCCUGCUAGUGGUAUGUACUUCUUAACAUAUGAGGCUAUCAAAGACUAUGUUACUGAUUAUGGUAAACACGAACCAAGCAUAUUAGGAACUAUUUGUGCCGGAGGUUCAGCUGGAAUAGCUAAUUGGUUGAUAGGAAUGCCACCAGAUGUUCUCAAGAGCAGGCUUCAAACAGCCCCUGAAGGCACCUAUCCAAAUGGUAUCAGAGAUGUGUUCAAAGUAUUAAUCAAGACUGAAGGAGUUGGAGCACUUUAUAAAGGACUAACUCCUGUUUUAUUAAGAGCAUUCCCUGCGAAUGCAGCUUGUUUUGUUGGUUUUGAAAUGUGUCGAAGAUUUUUACAUUACCUGUUUCCCAAAGACAGUCAGCCAAUAGUUACUGAAGCGGAUGCUAAUAAAUGAAAAUAUUGAUUUUAGUAUUGAAGGUGUUUGUUUUAUACAUGAAUAUAUAUUUUAUAAUUCUGGAAAUAUAUUUCUACAAUAAGG